Messenger RNA from Exaiptasia diaphana, 6347 nucleotides. RefSeq lists its product as uncharacterized. Lineage: Eukaryota; Metazoa; Cnidaria; Anthozoa; Actiniaria; Aiptasiidae. The transcript has 5 exons. The record is from RefSeq and is a predicted model, not a curated record. The coding region runs from base 4541 to 5992 and encodes 483 amino acids.
AAAGUGGGCAAAGCAUUCUGGUAGUUGUAGUAAAUGACGCCAUAAUACAAAUUAUUAUUAAUUAGUAAUUUCUUGGCUGGUUUUAAAGAUACAGCACAUUUUCAAACAGUAGUAAUUUUAGUUUUCAAUGAUUUACUCUAAAACUACCAGUCGGAUCAUCUAGACAUUUUAAGGUGGAUUUUCACGUACAGCUUGUAGUAUAAGAUUUUCCUACAACAAGUCGUAGGAUUUUAAGCCGUGGUUCAGAAUCCUACUACAAUUAGUAGGUUGCAUUCAACUGUUGUAGACAAGUCGUAGGGGCAUUUACACUGCGCGAUUUAAGUCGUAUACUACAAGUCACACGCAAUAAUCGUUCUGUGUAAAUCUGCCUUCACAAUUUGUAUAGAUCUUAUCAAACUGCAUAAAAUAUAUGAAUUUGGUUGGAAAAACUCAGGCAGAAAAAAAUGAGCCCAAAAUAUGACGUACAUAGAAUAAACAGCCGUAUAGAAAUAAAUAUGGACACGAAUUACCAUGAUUUUGUGAUAUGUUGAACAUCAAUUUUUGAAAAUCAGUGUGUGGAAAAUUUCAGUACUAUAGCAUAAGUUUCAAAUUGAAAGAAUUGAUGAUAAUCGCUAAUGGUCACUGUCUGCUGCGAUCUGAUAAUGAUAGAUAUUAAAAUAGCAUCGAAGAAUAUAACUUUAUCAUCUAAAGUCUAAAAAAUCCCUUUUCUGACUUCGAAGGCUGUCAUUUAGACAAUUUUCUUGAGUAAAAUCAGUCAAAUAAAGCUGUUAGAUUGGGUUUCUACAGCGCAUGGGUGAAAUAGCCUGGUUCUGGCUUCCAAUAUUGCACAUUUCCGAGUUCAAGGACUUGAUCUGAGACCAAAAGUAACGCAGGCUCUGGGUAAGAGAUUGUUGAAAAAUCACAAAGAGUACAAAAUUUGUGUUUCAUUAGUUGUGAUCCACCUUAACUUUGGGUGUUUUUUUCUUCUCGUUUUCAAAAUAAGUAGCAAACAAGACCCUACUCAGUAUGCUAAAAAAACCUGCAUAACAGUUGUUAUCCUUACCCCUGGUCCCCUCCUCAUCUUCAAUGGGAAGACCAUUUCCUGAGACCAAAAUCAACUCUUUACCAAACUUUUCCUUGGCUUUGUCUAGUACAAAAGGGACAUUUGCAGAGUCCUCUCUAAGGGUUAGAUACAUCUGAUUUUUCUCUGUGAAUCCUUUCCCUGUUUUGUCAGCCAAUACAAUUUUACAUGCAAAGGAGGUUUUGUCUGUGCUCUUCUUAAAGGCAGCAAAUGGUCUUAAGGUUUGUUGGUUGUUGGCACCAGACUGAGAAUUUGUGGAGGCUGAGGUGUAGCUUAAUGCACUUGAAGGUGGAUUUUGUUUGCUUUUUUCAACUCCCAUCACCUCAAAGCUUGUUCCAACUGUAUAUGGGAGAAGAUUGAACUUCCCAUCAUCAGGGAAGACUGCAGAAUCUCCCCACUCCUCCUUGAGGUACAGUGAAUCUUCAUCAACCUAAUUUCAUAAAAUAAUAUAUGUAAAGUCAUAGUAAAACAAAUGCUAUAAAACUUGUAGUUUCUAAAUGAAUGGGAAUUGUCAAAUUCUGAUCUCAAAAUCCAAACUACAGUUGAUUCUUUUUGAACGAGCACUCUCGUAAACGACCGUCUCUCGUAAACGACCACUUUUUCCUGAUCCCGAGGUGGUCGCUUCACUUUAACGCUUACGAGAGAGUUAAUUGGCUCAGUGUAUUUUAAAACUAAAUCCUAAUUACUUUUAAUGUCAUGACACCUUUUUUAAUUGACUCCUUCAAAGUUCGUAUAUCUAAUGAAGCCUUCUUUAAUUUGGUGUCAUUUACAUAACUCAAAGGCGCAAAACUGAAAUGCAGGAGUACUUCACCAUUCAGUUAUUCACUUUAUAUAGAAUCAGCUCACAGAGAAUCAUGUAAUCAGUGACAGCAUUUCUAACGCCUAAAUCUCUCCAUUCAAUUUCCAUACGAAGUUUGAGUCAAGAAAAUAUAUUUGCGCAAGACGAUGGGUUUUUAAUUGACAAGAAUGUCUUUUAACAUGACUUUUAGACUACGACCAUAACAACACCCUGCGUGUUUUACUAACUUAUUUGUCACAAAACCGUUUUGAACGUAUUCGAUUUGUUAAAAUGCUUCAAAUUUCGUGCAAUUUAUGAUUGUUAAUAUCUUUUCCUUAGUUUGUGCUAUUUUUUUAUAAAUGAAGAAACAAACCCGCACCACGCUCAAACAAAAUAGCAUUAUUGAUCUGAUAACUGGUGAUAAUCGAAUGAGAAUUGACAUCCCGAUCUAUUUCAAAACGUUCCAAAUAAAUUCCACCGCGGCUUUAUAAGAUUGUUGCCUGCACUUCUCAACGAGAUAAUGUUAUCAGGCCACGCAUCAGGUCGCUAGACAUUCACAAAUUGAUGCGAACUUUUCAUGUAAAGUGGAGUGUGAUCUUCAUGUGUACAUUCAAUUUGUAAUAAGACAUGAAAACUUAAGUGUGAUUUAUAGAAACCGGUGUUUUCAGUUACAGAUUAAAACAUUUAUAACAUGGCGAUUCGCAAGUUUUAUUUUGAGAAACAAAUUGAACUGCAGUUUGGAAAUAUAAAAAUUAUUACAUAUCAUAGUUAACUACAAACUACGAGCUACUGCAAACUAUACAACUCAAGGAAAGGUUUUGUUUCGGAAAUUUCGAAUUGUUUUGACAUAACUCAGAAUCAACUUCAAUAACUGCAUCACAUGCUGCAUUCUUAUGAAUAUUGCAAAUGGUUACAUGUAAUAGGCAUAUUAAGUGAAAGACAUCGAGUUUACAAUGUAAAGUUGCUUUUUCUAGCCGUUCGACAAGUAUUUUGAGCCAUCCAAGCGGAAUGUCAGCUAUAAGGCUUACUAAAGAUUUCCCUACUGGUUCCCCACAAAAAGAGACCUACAGUUGCUUGUGCAAUGACUGUACUUACUUGAAAAGCGGUAGAAAGUCGUUUUGCUGUCACAUCUUGCAGUGAGAUCCACAAUUUUCUCCCUCCUCUGAUAAAUUCAAACUGAUUCGCCAUGGUUUUAUAAACUUAGCUCACACGACAAACUUAGCUCACACGACGACGACUCAAACAACCCGACUUUCCCACGGCGCGCUUGUGUAGUUAUGCUCAAAGGACACGUGACUCGUCUACAUGCUCUUUCCGAGAAUCAUGAUAUUUUGGCGCGAAAAUCAAUGAAAAAUAUGAUCCUAAUAUGAUAAUCUAAUGGAGGUUUAAAGGCAUGGGAUAUAAAAUUUAUUGUAAUGGAACGUUUUUUAAAGUGUACCUACUGGAAAAUGAACGUGAAUGUUACAGAUAUUUGUGAGACAUUUGUGGCGGGGGUGUAGAACGAACACGAAAAAUAGGCUGCUGUACGUAUCAUUAAUAGGACACCAUAGGGUCCCAUCGUCAAAUUAACAAAGCAAAAGUGGCCAGAAUAAGAGUUUUCCCAACCUUUAUUCAUAAAAUAUUAUGUUUGUUUAAUCCGUGUUCCCUGUUGCCGAUGUGUUUAUACGCCAGUAGUUUUUUUUUUCUAUGAUUAUGAUUAUGGUGGGGUGGUGGGUUUGAAGUUGGUAUAUCUUUUACCAAAAGUCAUUUAACUGCUCAUUUGUUAGAUAGGCAUUAACUUUUGGUCUCUUGUAUCGAAUACCACUCAGGGGCGGAUCCAGGAUUUUUUUUUAGGGGGGUGACUUUUGAUUUUUUAAGAGUUAACAUAUUUAAUUUUCCCGCCAAACGAACAAAAGCUCCGCGAAUGCAUGUGUGUUCUUAGAUGCCCGAGACGCUAAAAAGUGUUAGUCCUUUUGAAAAGUGUUAUUUAUCGAAAUAUCAACCAAUUAUUUCACUAUUUCCUUGAUAUGAAUAUUUCUAUAUAUUCAAUUUAUACAGGAAAAAGGGGGGUGAACGUUUACCCAGUUCACCCCCCCCCCCCUGUAUCCGCCCCUGCCACUAAAUCAAGAGUAUAUAAUGCUAACAUCACCAAUACACUGAUUUGUGCAAACAUUUUAUGUAUACUAUAUAUGGAUAAAUUAUUACUUGCAGAAGUUCUGUAUCCAUAUUUACGUAAGCAUAAAAUGACAAAUAUCUAAUAAGUUUUCACAUUUUAAAACAUGUUAAUAUUUCUGCAAUUGAAUGUUGUCACAGAAAAAAUACUUACCAUUCAGCUCAUUUGUUGUGCUCUCAAUAAAAUAGGGAAGUUCAAUCUCAAUUUGUGCAUUAGUGUAUUCAAGCUUGCUGGAGCUUUUGUUUAAACGAUACAGUCUGAGAUCAAAUGGAACCAUUUUAAAGGCAAGAUCUUUCAGCCCCAUAAAGUCGAGUUUUUUUCGGUUACUACCUCCCCAACUUGCAUGGGUGGGGGUGUGCUGCACGACACUCAAAACCCUAAGCCUAGCCUACCACAGACCAAUUUUCGCGCUAUAUUCCGACCAGGCAGAUCAGGUCUAUGUCAUAACUAUGAUAUCAACGAAUUAUUAAUAAUGUAAACACAUUUAUAAACGUUCCAGCUCACCUGAAAUGCAACAGCUAAUCGUCGCAGUGUCAGUUCCUCUUCUUUAAUGCUAAUUCGAAGCUCUUUCCCCUCUCUUUCAAAUUCAAACUUUCGAGCAACCAUCUUCACCAAGACAUACCCCCUCUAUCAAUGCCAACGCCCUAAUUCGGUUUGCGGUACUUGUGGGGCGGGGGACAGGGAGCCCGCCACUAAGAACGGCUGCGAGGAGACUACGGUACUUUUGGUUUGCGGCUGUAUUUUGGCGCGAAAAUCGUUGGGCCUGUUGUUGGUUAAAAUACUAUUCAAUAUGGAACGUUUGUCCAAGACUGUUAUUGAAGAUUUAAUCUAUCGUCAAAAAAAAACACACUAUGAAAUAAGUGAGAUCCUACAGAAACGAUUUCCCAAUGAACGAGGCUUCAGCGAAAGAUCGGUAAGAAGAUUUUGUAAUGAAAACAACAUAUCGAAAAGGUCUGGAGUUGACGAGGCAGAAUUACAUAGAAUGGUUAAAGAUGUUGUAUCUAAGGUUGGCCCAACCUGGGGGCGCAAAAUGAUAACCGGAUAUCUUCGUUCAAGAUGCGUUUAUGCAGGGGAACGACAAGUUGGCCAAUGUCUUGCAAAUGUGGCCCCGAAGUUUCACGAACAGAGGAAAAAUCGUGCAGAACAGUUGAAAAACCCUGUUCCAUACAAUGCCGAAUAUUUCGGCCACAAACUUCACAUAGAUCAGAACGAGAAGCUCAACAUGUAUGGUGUUGUUCACGUAUGUGCUGUAGAUGGUUAUAGUGGCAUGAUUGUAAGUCAUGCUUUAAUGCCAGUUAAAAAUAAUCUACUUAUCUAUGAGCACAUUUACAGGCAAUCAAUAUUGUCAUAUGGCAUGUGGGAUCAGCUUAGAACAGACCAUGGACGGGAAUUUGCGCUUAUGCUAUUCAUCCAAGAUGUACUGAGAGAACAUAGAACAAACGUUAAAAGACUGCCAUAUAUUCAGUCAACUUCCAAAAAGAACCACAGAAUAGAAAGAAUGUGGGUAGAGAUGAACCUGAGAGUAAAUUAUCCAGUAAAGCGUGUGCUCAACUCCAUGGUUGAUGAUGAAUUACUGGACAUAAAUGAUGACAUUACAAAGUUUGCAAUAUCCUGGGUAGCAAUGAGGGUCUGUCUUGUUGGCUGUGUCCAAGUCAUUGAUGCAUGGAAUUCUCAUAGUGUUCCAGGAAAAGGUGAGCCUAAACAACUGCAAAAGAGCAAAGACAAUACUAAGACAAUUUCACCUAGUCAACUUCCCACCACAGAGGAAGCAGUCCAGAUGUAUGAAGAGCAGGGUGGUGCACUUACAUACUGGCCAGAAUUUGGUGAAGAUCCCUUAACAACAGAAGAGCUACAACAAGAACGUGAAAAUAAUUUUCAUAAGUCCUUUCAUAAUUUUGAUGUAAUUUUCCACAGACUGGCUAUUGGUGAAUCGUCAUUGUUUCAAAAUGCUGUAAUACUGUUCAGGGAUCUUACUAUUCAGUUUGCUGAGUUUGAAGUAUAAAUUAAGUUUAAGAAGUACUUGUUGCGCAAAUUUUAAAAACAAAAUAGUUUUGGAUUUUAUUUGUGAAAAUUAGAUGUAAAAUUAUCUUGAGUUCUUGAGUAAAAAAAAAAUAAAAUUUGAGAAGUUGAUAAUACUUCUAAUAAUAAUUGUGAAAGUUGACAGUGGGAGUACACCCAGAAAUAGUAAUAAAAAAGAUAAGUAUAUAUUUAUUCAGUCGAAAUUCAUCAAACCAUAACCCUCACAAAAGCGUGAAAAUGCAAUAUCAAAGGUUUUUACUCCAGGGGGAGUGGUCAAAAGGCCAGUCUGAAUAGUGUUAAAAUUUGAAAGAUAUUGUUGAAGUAUUGUCUUUUUCUAA